Acanthamoeba castellanii str. Neff is the source of this 1362-nucleotide messenger RNA. Its product is annotated as saccharopine dehydrogenase. NCBI's taxonomy places the organism in Eukaryota, Discosea, Longamoebia, Acanthamoebidae. Gene Ontology annotation, cellular component: cytoplasm. Bases 1 to 1362 code for a protein of 453 amino acids. Gene Ontology annotation, molecular function: saccharopine dehydrogenase activity. The record is from RefSeq and is a predicted model, not a curated record. The transcript is spliced from 7 exons.
AUGUCGGGUUCUGGCAAGGAAGUGUUGGUUCUUGGUGCCGGUAUGGUGGUGCGCCCGCUCGUGCCCUACCUCACCCAGCACGGCUACCGCGUCGUCGUCGCCUCCAGGACGCUGGCCAAGGCGCAGCACAUCGUCGAGGGCAUCUCGGGCGCCAAGGCCGUCGAGUGCGACGUCGACACUGAUGAGGGCAAAGCCAUCCUCGAGACCCUCCUGCCCUCUGCCGAUGCCGUCGUGUCGCUGCUGCCCUACCUCCUGCACCCGUUCCUCGCCAAGAGGGCUCUCGCCCACAACAAGCACUUCUUCACCACCUCCUACGUCAGCCCGGCGAUGAGGGAGCUCGACGAAGAGGCCAAGGCCAAGAACCUCGUCUUCAUCAACGAGUGUGGUGUCGACCCUGGCACUGACCACAUGAGCGCCAUGCAGAUCAUCGACGACGUCAAGUCCAAGGGUGGCAAGAUCCUCUCUUUCACCUCCUACUGCGGUGGACUCCCGGCGCCCGACAGCAACAACAACCCUCUCGGCUACAAGUUCAGCUGGUCCGCCCGCGGUGUGCUGCUCGCCUCCACCAACAACGCCAUCUUCCUUCAGGACGGCGAGAAGAAGGAGAUUCAGGGCAAGGACCUGUUUGACAGCUUCCACCUGGACUACAUCCCCGAGCUCAGCUCCGAGUUCGAGACCUACCCCAACCGUAACUCGCUCCAGUACAUCGACGUCUAUGGCAUCACCACCACCCAGACCAUGAUCCGUGGCACCUACAGGAACAAGGGUUGGUGCCCCACCGUGAAGAAGCUCGGCGCCGAUCUGGGCUUCCUCGACCUGACCGAGCGCAACUUCCAGGGCGUGACCUACGCGCAGGCUCUGCGUGAGAUGAUCAACAGCCAGGCGGCCGACAAGGAGGCCCUGAAGAGCGACGUGCGCGCGUUCCUCAAGCUCGACGCCUCCAAGGAGUUCGUGAUUUCCACCGCCGAAUGGCUCGGUCUGUUCGAGGAGGAGCCCAUCCCCGCCAAGAUCAAGACCAGGCUCGACGCUCUGUGCCACAAGAUGGAGACCAAGAUGCAGUACAGCGCCGGCGAGCGGGACAUGCUGCUGAUGAAGCACACCUUCAUCGCCGAGUACCCCGAGGGCAAGAAGGAGAAGAUCACCUGCACGCUCAUCGACUAUGGCCUCCCCAACGGCGACUCGUCCAUGGCCAGGACCGUCUCCCUCCCCGUCGCCAUCUCCAUCCGCCUCGUGCUCGAGGGUAAGUUCACCACGCCCGGCCUCCAGAUCCCCAUCAUCAAGGAGCUCUACGAGCCCAUCCUCCAGGAGCUCGAGGCCCUCGAGCCCUCCAUCAAGUUCGUUCACCACAGGGAAGCCCUGUAA